AUGAGUCUCAGAAAUGCUGCGUAUCAUCUGGGUGUUCGAGAAGUGAUAAUUGGUAAUCUUAUGCUGGAGGGAAAAAAGAACGAAGAGAGGCUGAAUGUGAUUGAAUUGAAUGGAUAUAUUAGUGAUGGAUGGAAUGAUACGAUUGCAUUGAUUGCAAAGAAGAGUUUCUUUGAGAAUGGUGUUUCAAUCGUACGUGAAUUGCAUGUUUACGGCUCCAUGGUUCCAGUGUAUUCAAGAGAUCCAUCGAAAUUCCAGCAUCAAGGUUAUGGGCAAUUGUUGAUGCAAGAAGCUGAACGUAUAGCCAGAAACGAACAUCAUUCUUACAAGAUUGCUGUUAUCUCUGGUGUUGGUACUCGUAACUAUUACAGGGAUUAUUAUUCGGGUUUAACUUUUGUUGAAAGUUUCUCUGCAACAGAAUUGCAUGUGUGA
Anisakis simplex (herring worm) is the source of this 429-nucleotide messenger RNA. The record is from the annotation of a GenBank genome assembly. NCBI's taxonomy places the organism in Eukaryota, Metazoa, Nematoda, Chromadorea, Rhabditida, Anisakidae.